AUGGCCUUCUGCAAAAGUUCAGACUUCAUGCCCAUCCUUCGCCCCGGGGCACAAUCGGAGGCUCCCCCACCCCCCCGGUGGAACGGAAGGAGUCAAGCCAAAACAACGCAAACCAAAGCAAGCCAACGCAAGCCAAGACAAGCCAACGCAAGUCUAAGUCAAGCCAACGCAAGCCAAGCUAAGCCAACGCAAACCAAAGCAAGCCAACGCAAACCAAAGCAAGCCAACACAAGCCAAGCCAAGCCAACGAAAACCAAAGCAAGCCAACGCAAGCCAAGCCAAGCCAACGCAAACCAAAGCAAGCCAACGCAAACCGGAGCAAGCCAACGCAAACCAAAGCAAGCCAACGCAAACCAAGCCAAGCCAACGCAAACCAAAGCAAGCCAACGAAAACCAAAGCAAGCCAAGCCAACGCAAACCAGAGCAAGCCAACGCAAACCAAAGCAAGCCAACGCAAACCAAAGCAAGCCAACGCAAACCAAGCCAAGCCAACGCAAACCAAAGCAAGCCAACGCAAACCAAAGCAAGCCAACGCAAACCAAAGCAAGCCAACGCAAACCAAAGCAAGCCAACGCAAACCAAAGCAAGCCAACGCAAGCCAAGCCAAGCCUAGCCCACCAAAAACCCCGUCGUAUUUGUAGAAUAUCAUCCUCAGCCUGUAAAUUCACCAUUAAAUAUUAUCAGUUAUCAAUAAACCAUCAUUCUCAACCUGCCAAUCAUCAGCAAACUACCAUUCCCAUCCUGUCAAUCACCAAUCAACUACCAUUCCCGACCUGUCAAUCACCAAUCAACUACCACUGCCAACCUGUCAAUCACCAAUCAACUACCACUGCCAACCUGUCAAUCACCAAUCAACUACCAUUCCCGACCUGUCAAUCACCAAUCAACUACCCUGCCAACCUGUCAAUCACCAAUCAACUACCACUGCCAACCUGUCAAUCACCAAUCAACUACCAUUCCCAACCUGUCAAUCACCAAUCAACUACCACUGCCAACCUGUCAAUCACCAAUCAACUACCACUGCCAACCUGUCAAUCACCAAUCAACUACCACUGCCAACCUGUAAAUCACCAAUCAACUCCCACUGCCAACUGUCAAUCACCAAUCAACUACCACUGCCAACCUGUCAAUCACCAAUCAAACUACCACUGCCAACCUGUCAAUCACCAAUCAACUACCACUGCCAACCUGUCAAUCACAAUCAACUACCACUCCCAAACCCUGUCAAUCACCAAUCAACUACCACUGCCAACCUGUCAAUCACCAAUCAACUACCACUGCCAACCUGUCAAUCACCAAUCAACUACCACUGCCAACCCGUAA
This is a messenger RNA of Penaeus monodon (black tiger shrimp), 1323 nucleotides long. Its product is annotated as salivary glue protein Sgs-3-like. NCBI's taxonomy places the organism in Eukaryota, Metazoa, Arthropoda, Malacostraca, Decapoda, Penaeidae. The record is from RefSeq and is a predicted model, not a curated record. The transcript is spliced from 3 exons. The coding region runs from base 1 to 1323 and encodes 440 amino acids.